GUCAGCAGUACGCGCCCCCGUGCAGCCUUCUGCCCGGCGUGCGCGCCCGGGGGCUUGCUCCCGUAUCCUCUCCUCAGGCUCCUCAUAACCGUUGGACUCCCGGCCAGAGGCAGCGCUCGGCAGACUCGCGACAAUGUCGAUGCUGGCGGAGCGUCGGCGGAAGCAGAAAUGGACUCUGGAUCCCAGAAACACUGCAUGGAGUAAUGAUGAUUCCAAAUUUGGCCAGAGGAUGCUUGAGAAGAUGGGGUGGUCUAAAGGAAAGGGUUUGGGGGCUCAGGAACAAGGAGCCACAGAACAUAUUAGAGUUAAAGUUAAAAAUAACAACCUGGGACUUGGAGCUACAAACAAUAAUGAAGACAACUGGAUUGCUCACCAGGAUGACUUCAACCAGCUUUUGGCAGCACUCAACACUUGCCACAGUCAGGACACAGCAGAUUCCUCAGACAACAAGGAAAAGAAAUCUUUUAGCCUUGAAGAAAAAUCCAAAACCUCCAAAAACCGGGUUCAUUAUAUGAAAUUCACGAAAGGGAAGGAUCUUUCCUCUCGGAGCGAAACUGACCUGGACUGCAUUUUUGGAAAAAGGAAGAAGAAGAAGAUUGCUCAGGAUGACUGCAGCACCUCCACUGCAGAUGAGGUGGACACCUCCGUGACCACAACCACAACCAGUGCCUUCACCAUCCAGGAGUAUUUUGCCAAGAGGAUGGCCCAGUUAAAGAGCAAGCCACAAGCCUCGAUUCCAGGGCCUGACAUUUCAGAGACCUCUGUUGAAUGGAAAAAGGGGAAGAAAAAACCCAAAGAGGCAGCAGGCACAGAUGUGGAGAACUCUCCCCAGCCCAAGGCCAAGCGACAUAAAAAGAAAAAGCAUGCAGAAGUGGAGAUGGAGCCUGUAGGCAAGAAGAGAGACCGAACCAAGCUGCAGUCUGGAGGCCCCAGUGGGGAUGAGUGUUCCGAUGCCUCUGCCGGAGCUGCAGAAGAUUGUGUACAACCACCCGACAGCCAGGAUGAUGCCCCAAAGUCCAAGAAGAGAAAGGCAAAGAAAAAGUCGCAAAAGCCAGGAGGGGUAGCAGUAGAUUCUACACCAGACAAGGCACUUGUGAAAAAGAAAAGGAAAGCUUCCAGAUGACCUCUCACUAGCCAGGGCCUCUGA
Molecule: messenger RNA, 1147 nt
Organism: Peromyscus eremicus (cactus mouse)
Lineage: Eukaryota; Metazoa; Chordata; Mammalia; Rodentia; Cricetidae
Gene: Pinx1
Product: PIN2 (TERF1) interacting telomerase inhibitor 1
Exons: 7
Coding region: 134-1123 (329 amino acids)
Biological process (GO): regulation of ribosome biogenesis
Cellular component (GO): nucleolus
Molecular function (GO): telomerase inhibitor activity; nucleic acid binding
Source: RefSeq, a predicted model, not a curated record